AUGUCAUGGACCUGUCUCUUGGGGGUUUUGGAUUGGGUUAUGGGGAUACGAGAGUUAAUGGGACAGAUCCCUAUGGAGUGGUGCCUCAUUCCCACGGGAUGAAGGAGUGGUGGGUGCAGGUGGGGCUGCUGACUAUGCCCCUCCUCACCGUGUACCUUCACAUCCCCCCCGGGCUAUCCCCAGCUCUCCUCUCCUGGAGGUCCUCUGGAGGGUACUUCACAUACCGGGACCAGAACAUCUUCUAUAGAGCUGAUGCUGAGGUGCCCCAUUCCCUUCCCAGCUCUGACAUCAUUGUGCUCCUGCAUGGAUUCCUGACCUCCAGCUACAACUGGUACAAGGUGAGGGCAGCGAGGGCAUGUGGGUUGAAUGCUGACAGCAACCCCCAUGGCUUCUCCCUCCAUGGGGAUGAGGAGACAGCCUGGGCACUGUCUCCUUUUUCCCUUGUGCCCAAGAUCCUCAAGGAUGGGGGGCUGCUGUCCCCCAUCAUCACGUGCCUGAUGAACUUCUUUGUCUUCUCCAGAGGGCUCGGGGCAGUCUUUGGGCCCUACACGCAGCCUUCACAGGCAGAGUACUGGGAUAUGUGGAUGGCCGUGCAGACCAACAACGGGAAUGUCCUCGUUGAAAGGCACAGCCAUGGGAGUGGCCUGGAAGGUAACCAGAAUGCAGCCCAGUCCCUGGAUCCUGGCUCUCCAGAGCUUCCAGCUGCUUCUGUUGGGAUCUCGGAUUAUCCCCGCACCCCAAAAGAGCGUUGGGGUGUGAU
Messenger RNA from Pezoporus occidentalis (night parrot), 760 nucleotides. It is a transcript of the gene MEST, whose product is annotated as mesoderm specific transcript. The record is from RefSeq and is a predicted model, not a curated record. NCBI's taxonomy places the organism in Eukaryota, Metazoa, Chordata, Aves, Psittaciformes, Psittacidae.